Molecule: messenger RNA, 2779 nt
Organism: Astyanax mexicanus (Mexican tetra)
Lineage: Eukaryota; Metazoa; Chordata; Actinopteri; Characiformes; Acestrorhamphidae
Product: tripartite motif-containing protein 16-like
Exons: 7
Coding region: 835-2505 (556 amino acids)
Molecular function (GO): zinc ion binding; protein binding
Source: RefSeq, a predicted model, not a curated record
AGUUCAGUAAAGAACAUUGUUCAAUACAUUGAGGUUAAUAGGAAACAUAAUAAGAAGUGACAGCAAAAUAAACUGUUGGAGUAAAUGUUAUGUGAAUCUUUAUUUUGGAAGUAUGGUGUUAUGAUUGCUGCACUGUGGGGAUAUGUUUCUGUUGUUAGAAAAAAAAAAUGUUAUGGGCGGUAACUCAUCUUAUGUGGGAGUUUAUGUUCAAGCAAAAGAGGGAUGUUGUGUACGUGUGUGUGACAUAGGAGGGGAGAGUAAAAGAUGGCGAGGGAGUAAAAGACACUUAUCUGAGAGCGGAGCCUCCUGUCUUUACUUGUACACUACUUUAUGAUCAGUGUUCACAGCAGUAGCUACUUCAGACUGCAUUUACUUUAAAUACAAUACGACCAGAAACCACUUAAUAUGAACUGCUAAUACUACUACUACUACUACACACACACACACACACACACACAAAGUGAUUUUAAACACACUCCUGCAGCUCUGAGCGGGCGUUUUAAUGAGCUAAUUAUUUGAUUUGAGUGUGUUGAAAGCAGGGAAAGCACUAAAUGUGCAGUGCAGGGGAAGGGGGGCGGUUCCAUCUGAUUGUUGUGUCUUAUCUUGUCUUCUCUUCUGAAUAUUUGGUGCAAUUACACAUUCUCACCAGAGAGGUCUCCAAAUCCCCAAAUAUCACAAACGUGCAGUCUGUCUCUUUAAGUGAGAGUGAAAGUAAAAUCUGUUCAUUUCCUGGAUUACCUGCAGGUGUGUGAGUGUGUGAAUCGGUGUGUGUCGUGUCUGGAUCUACAGUUUUCUCAUUAAUAGAACCAGGAAACAAAAUCUUCACACUGUAAAAUGGCAGAAGCUGGUAUUUUGGUGGUUCAGGAUGAGUUAAGCUGUUCAGUCUGCCUGGAUCUCCUGAAGAAUCCAGUGACUAUUCCCUGUGGACACAGUUUCUGUAUGGUGUGUAUUAACAAGUGCUGGGAUGAGGAGGAUCAGAAGAAGAUCUACAGCUGCCCUAACUGCAGACACACCUUCACCUCAAGACCUGUCGUGAGUAAAAACACCAUGCUGGCUGAGGUGGUGGAGAAACUGAAGAAGACGAGACUCCAGGCUGCUCCUCCUGAUCACUCUUCUGCUGAUCCUGAAGAUGUGGAGUGUGAUUCCUGUACUGGGAGAAAACGCAAAUCCGUCCAGUCCUGCCUGGUGUGUCUGGCCUCUUACUGUGAAGCUCACCUCCAGCCUCACUACCAAUCUCCAGCCUUUAAGAAGCACAAGCUGGUCAAAGCCUCCAGACGACUCCAGGAGCAGAUCUGCUCUGAGCACGAUAAACUGCUGGAGGUUUACUGUCGCACCGACCAGCAGUGUAUCUGCAUGCUGUGUACCAUGGAUGACCAUAAAGGACAUGAUACAGUGUCACUUGCAGCAGAAAGAUCUGAGAAACAGAAGCAGGUGGUGGAAACACAGAGGAAAUACAAGGAGAGACUCCAGGAGAGAGAGAAGGAGCUUCAGGAGUUAAUAGAAGCUGUGGAGAAUCACAAGCGCUCUGCUCAGACAGCAGUGAAGGACAGUGAGAAGAUCUUCACUGAGAUGAUCCUCUCCAUUGAGAGAAGACGCUCUGAGGUGAGGCAGAUGAUCAGAGAUCAGGAGAAAGCUGCAGUGAGUCGAGCUGAAGAACGUCUGAAGAGACUGGAGCAGGAGAUCACAGAGCUGAAGAGGAGAGAUGCUGAUCUGGAGAAGAUUUCAUUCACAGAGGAUCACAUCCAUUUCCUCCAGUGUUUUCAGACUCUCUCAGCUCCUCCUGGAUCUUCAGCAUCACCUGCUUUUACUCUCAGUCCUCUCAACACUUUUGAAGUUGUUAUGAAGUCUGUUUCUCAGCUGAGAGUAAAACUAGACGAAUUCUGGAAAGAGGAAAUUGAGAAGACAUCAGCUGCAGUGAAGGAAGUGCAGAUCAUUCCUGAACCCCAAAGCAGAGAAGAGUUUCUGGAGUAUUCCUGUCAGCUCACACUGGAUCCAAACACAGCCUUUAAACACCUCUUCCUGUCUGAGAGGAACACAGUGGUGACCUGCAGCUACACAGUCCAGCCAUAUCCUGACCAUCCAGACAGAUUUGAUGGAUGGCCUCAGGUUCUGUGUAGAGAGAGUGUGAGUGGACGCUGCUACUGGGAGGUUGAGUGGAGAGGAGAUGGAGGGGUUGGUAUAGCAGUGUCUUAUAAAAGCAUCUCCAGGAAGGGAGGCUGGGAGUGUAGGUUUGGAUGUAAGAAUGAUCAGUCUUGGAGAUUGUCCUGUAAUUCCUCCAGUUACACAUUCAGAUACAAUAACAGAGAAACUGAAAUCUCCGGAGUGCCCGUCUCCUGUAGAGUAGGAGUGUAUGUGGAUCACAGGGCAGGAACUCUGUCCUUCUACAGCAUCUCUGAUACCAUGACCCUCAUCCAGCGAGUCCCGACCACCUUCACUCAGCCGCUCUACGCUGGGUUUAGGUUAAACCCUCACUCAUCAGUAAAUCUUUUACUUUCAGCAAAAUAGAUGAACAUGCAGAACAAAGGGAAGAGCUGGAUGAGAUCAGAUAAGAACUGCAGAAUCUAGACUGUAGAACUGAUCAAAUAAAGUUAUAAUAGUGCUGGGAGAUAUUGUUAAUAUAAAUAAUCAUAAUUCUGAACGGUAAUUACGUCUGUCCCAGAUUAGAACUGCAGGUACAUUUCCUGUAUGGAAAGAUUUAUUCAGAUUUAGCGUUAAAUAGUUUAAACCGUUUAUAUCAUUAACAGAGCUCACAGUAACAGAGUUCAUAUUUUAAUAUUUA